Molecule: messenger RNA, 7308 nt
Organism: Rhopalosiphum maidis (corn leaf aphid)
Lineage: Eukaryota; Metazoa; Arthropoda; Insecta; Hemiptera; Aphididae
Biological process (GO): regulation of DNA-templated transcription
Cellular component (GO): nucleus; chromosome
Molecular function (GO): histone H3K36 methyltransferase activity; DNA binding; protein binding
Source: RefSeq, a predicted model, not a curated record
GCAUUGCGUUAACCAUUGCCCGUUGUACCGUCGGCGUCCGAGUGUUAUCACUCCGUUAGCGUACACACACACUAGGUCGUUUCGCUUCCGCGGCGCCAACACGGUAUAACGCGCAAAAUAUAUCGUCGUCCCUUCUCAGUCCGCCACUGUCCCGCGUCUCUUCCUGUCGGUGCGUCGUCGUUGUUGUUUGGUGUAUCCGGUCCCAACAACUCGACUACUCCGGACACCGCCGGCACCACCACCGUUGCGUAGUGUCUCCCCGUGAUCACCCGAUCCCCGACCGCGCACUUUACACGACAGUCGGCGAUUCCACGAUCACGCGCUUCACGGCGGGUCGGUGGCUCCUAGAUUGCGGCGUCUCAACGUGACAUUCGUGCACCGACCACGAUGAUCGUGACUUUCGACCGGUGCACCGGCGGCGGUGCGUCAUUUUCCGGACCCAUCGGAAUUCAGGAUGAUUUAAAUAUGAGCUAAUAUGGAUGAAUUUUGCACAGAAAAUAAUAGUUUAAUGAGACAAUUUAACAAACAAGUCGAAAAACCAUCAAAUAAAAGAAAUUUAUCUUCUGGUUUAGAAUUAGUAGAUGAAAAUCAUUCUAAUAUUGAUUUAAAAUCAAAUCUACCAACUAGAAAACAAAGACUUAAAGAAUAUUUAACUACAACUCACAUACCUGAUAAAAACAUUAAUUCAACUUAUAAAUUACACAAUUUUUCUACUGUUAAUUUGAUUAAUUUUGUUCCAAAAAUUGAUGAUUAUAACAAACCAGUAAAAGUUAAGUCACAAUGGACUCGUACAAGUCAAAUGGAGUUAGCAUUAGAAAAUUCUACAUCCCUUCAAACUAAUAAUACUGAACCUGUAAAUAAUUUAUCUAAGUAUGAAAAACUAAAUGAGGUAUUUACAAUGGCUGUUUCACCCACAAAUGGUGUUAUUAAUCAAAUUAAUGAAUUUCCUAAUACAAUUGACACUAGAAAAACCAAUAAAAAAAGUGGUCCUAAUAUAGAUUUUGAAAACAAUUGUCGUGUUGUUGUACAUAAAUUUGAUGAUAAUUCAUUACAAGUAAAAAGAAAAAGAGGUCGACCCAAAAAGACUAGUAAUAAUAUUAAAGAUAACACAUCAAUUAAUUCAAAUAUUGUUAAUCAACAACCAGUCAUAACUAAUUCAAUUGCUGAUAUAGAACCUAAAACUACUAAUGAACCAAAAGUUAUUAAGAGAGGUCGCGGCAGGCCAAAAAAAAAUGGAAUCACACCAACCACUAUUCAAAUGCCACCAAGUGUAUCAAAUUCUAUUGCAGCAAAAAAAAGAAAAACACGAAGUUCCACUACUGUAAAGAAGCAAAACAAAUUGAUAAGAAAAAGUGAUCAAUUUGAAAAUGAAGACCCAAACGAUUCAGAAUUGCCCAAAUUAGAUCUAAUACAACCAACAGAUAUGUAUACUAGUGAAGCAAUAAAUUCUAUAAAUAAUGAAAAGUCUUUAAGUUUAGAUACACCAGAAAUAAAUGAUAAUUCUUCAAGUUCAGAUGAAUCGGAAGUAAAUGAAAACACAUCAAUUCUAAUAUUUCCAGAUGAUGGUGUUGAAUUGAAGUGUAUAAGUUUAUCACGAAUCGAUAAACCAGAAAGCGCAUCAUUGAUUACUUUGGGAAGUUGUGAUAGAUCAUAUUUACAAGAAAAAACGGAAAGUAUGAUUUUAAAAAAUGUUAAUGGGUUAAAUACACAAGAAAAAACUACGUAUUGUGUAAAUUUUUUAGAAGGAUGUGAUGUUUCUAUGCACACUGAAAACACAAAAUGUACUAAUUUUUUAGAUGAAUGUGAUAAUUUAAAUGUACUAGAAAAUACUACAAGUGUUCAUUUUUUAGAAGGAUGUGAUAAUUUAAAUGUACAAGAAAACACUACUUGUGAUAAUUUUCUAGAAAGAUGUGAUACAAGAACAGAUAACAUUGAUGAAUUUUCAGUUAAAAGUAAACAAGAUGUGUUCUCUGAACUUAAAAAUGUUGAUUGGAAUACAGUACCUAAACGGGUUAGAUCGAACAGUGUAAGUGAAGGAAUUAAAAUACAAAGUCGGAGAAAUUCUCUUUCUUAUAAUUUUGUGUACAAUUCCUCAAAAAAAUCAAAAGUUGUUAAUGAAGAUAUCAUGUUACUGAGAUCUUGGAAAAGUCUUUCUUACUUAGAAGGUGGACCAAAUGUACAGGUUGAACGAAUCAUACAAGAUGAAUUGGUUAAAAAAUUUAGAUCAAAAUUGAAACGUAGCAGAAGUUUUCCAAACUGCUUGUUUUUAGAUACAGUUAUCUGGAGAUUUUUAGUUUAUCAACAAGAAUAUAAUUCAGAAGAAGGUUAUGAAAUGAUACCUGGUUUAGACUCAGAUUCGGAUACGGAUUCAGAAUCAGAUAUGAGUUUAAUAAAUGAAAUUCCAGCUGAUAGAUGUGACCAUCAUUACCGUUCCAAUAGUAUGCCAAAAGAGCAAUUUAAACCAAAAGAAAAAACUAGCCAUAUGUCUCGAAGUUUAGAAAAUUUAAAUAUUUUGGGUACUUCUAAUGAUCCACCAUUUUUCCAAAUGUCCUCAAAUUUAAGUAAUUUGAAAAACACUGAAAGUGAUCCAGAGGAAACUGAAGGCAAGAUAAGACGAUCUAAGCGAUUAAAUACCAAAAUGAAAAAUAGUGAUAUGUUGGAGGAAGAAUAUUUAUUAUCAUCUGAAAAUUCAAAAACUGACUCUUUAUUAUUGGCUGAUGAAAUUCGAAAAGAAAAUGAAAGGAAUUUAGCAGAAGCUAGAGCAAAUGAUUCAGAGUUGGAUAAAAAAUUAAAAAAAUUGAACUUCACUUUAAUAACUAAUAAUUUGUUCAGGCCUCAUAGGAAAAAAAUGAGUGAGUAUACACCAGCAGAAGCACAAGAGUUACGGAGACUAAAACCAAGAAGAAUUAUCAAUUCUGAUACUUAUAAAUGCCAUUGUAAAUAUACUAGAAAAGACUGGAUUGAAAAAAAACCUGGAUGUGCUACAGAAUGUUUAAAUCGUUUAUUGAAUAUUGAAUGUGGUAAAGCUUGUGUAUUAAAGUCACUUUGUACAAACAAGCAAUUUCAAAAUAAACAAUUCAAACGUACCAAAAUUGUCAAAACUGCAGAUAAAGGUUAUGGUGUUUUUGCACUUGAAGAUAUACCUAGUGGAACAUUUGUUGAUGAAUAUAUGGGAGAAGUUAUUGAUCAAAAUGAAAUGAUAAAGAGAAUGAAACUAAAAGUGUAUAUGUUUAACAAUUAUAUGGUGCAGUUGAAACAUGAUGAAAUAAUCGAUGCUACACGAAAAGGAAAUAUUACAAGAUUUAUAAACCACAGCUGUGAACCAAACUGUGUUGCAGAAAAAUGGAAUGUGUUAGGUGAAUCGCGAAUGGGUUUUUUUAGCAAACAAUUUAUACGAAAAGGAGAAGAAAUCACUUUUGACUACAGUUUUGAAAUAUUUGGAGAUGCUGCACAGCAAAAGUGUUAUUGUGGCACAUCAAAAUGUCGAGGAUUUAUAAGCAAAAAGUCAAGAACAGGUGAUCAAAGCAGUUCUGAUGAAAGCAGUUCCGAUGAAAGUGAUGAACAUGUAGAUGACACGUUAGUGGUUAAAUCAGAUACAUGUCUGGAAAAGAAAAAAAAACCAAUAAACAAAAUCACUAACAAAGAUAAAAAACGUUUACGACAGCUUGACAAACAGUUAACAGAUAUCAGUAAAUUAAAAAAUAAAAACCGUUCUGACAUGGAGAGUUCAACAUUAAAUUUAAAUAAGUUAAUGGUUCAUAUCACAGAUUCAAUGAGUAGAUCACAUAUUUUGAAAUUUAUUCGAGAUAAUGAUUUAAACUGUAAAAGGUUAUUCAUGAAUUUUAACGGGUUGAAUAUAAUACAUAGCUGGAUGACUUCAAAUAACAACGAAAACUUAAAAUUAGAAAUUGUUCAAACACUUUCAGAUCUUCCAAUUUCUAACAGAAAUACAAUAACUAAAUCAAAAGUUUUAGAUAUUGUUGCUCAAUGGGCCAAUAUUCCAUUAAAUAUAAAAGAAGCUAUUGAAAAUUUAAAUUAUCCGAUAUCACAAAUUAAGGAACACGAAGAUGAAGUUGAUAAAUUAUUACCAGAUGUAAACAAUACAUCAGCAUUAGUUCAAGCAGCCAGAGUAUUGUGGAAAAAAUGGAUAGUUCUCAAAAUUGUUUUUAAAAUACCAAAAUUAGAUCGUCCCAAAGAAGUGAACAUUGCUGAUGAUAUUAGCCAACCACCAAUACAUUUUUCGCAACCUAAGCCAAAUUCUGUUCCAUGUCAUAUUGGAAAGCCUACUGUAGAAUCUAGUCAACCUUCUAAAAUAAGUUGUAUACAAAGUCAGAGUACUGGACAUUGUCAGACCAAUUCCAUGGAUACAUUAAAUAAAAUAAUUAAUCAUCACAAUCAGAUAAACAAUCGAGACAGAAACAAAUCUGUUUUCGAAUGGAAUAAAAAACAGUGGGCUCUUCCUAUUAAAACAAAUAAGGAUUUAAGUUCUUCCGUGGUAAAUUAUUCAAGCAAUUCAAUUUUAAAUCCAAAACAAAGCUCAACAUCUACAUUUAAAUCAAGAAUUAUGCACAUUGAUAUUCCAACCAUUGAACACAGUACACCUACUAAAAAUAUGAAAUGGAGCGGCAUCGCUGAAACCAACUCAACAGUUUAUGAUAUUUCUACUGAUUCUUCUGAAAAAAUUAAUUCUAAAAAUACACAAAAUAAUAGACUUUUUGAAACUGAAUCAACUGUAUAUUACCCUAUUGAAGAAAUUAUUACCACAAAUCAAACAUGGAAUUUACCGCCUCCAACAAUUGCUGAUCUUUGUAAUGGAUCUACUCUGCAUUCUAUGCUAAAAACAGUACCUCCAUGUUUACCAAAUGACUUUAUUUCAAAUACGUCUAAUGCAACUAGUCUAUGUUUAUUUUCUAAUGAUACUAAUUGGUGUGUAAUGCAACCGGAAAAUGUGAUGUAUGAUGCUCAACAUCCAAGUAUUCAAGAACAAUUGUCUUUCUUACCAAUAGACAUAAUGGCUAACAAAUCAACUAAAACUCAAUUAAAUAUUAAUGUUGAAAAUACAGAUUUUGUUAAAAACUACAAAGUAGUACAGCCACUAGAUUAUGAUGCACGUAAAAAAUUAUUUAAACAAUGUGAAAAAAAUGUGCAACAACUAGUUGAAAAAAGAAUAUUGAAUAUGAGCAAAUCUGCUAAACUAAAUUACCUUGAUCAGUCCCCAAUCAAAAUACUUCAAUCAUUUUUCAAUAAAAAUCCCGUGAAAUCAACAAACAUGACACCAGAAAACAAUCAAAAUCAAUAUGUUUUGCCUAACUUAAUCAAACGUAUAAAAGUAAUUAGUAAUGGUUAUCGAAAACAACCAUCCAAAAUAAUUGAAAUAAAUAAUAAAGUAAAAUCAAAUUCUCAGAAAAGUAAAAAUGAUAUAUUUAGAAUUAAAGAAGACCAAAAGACUGAAAUAACCGAUACAACUUCAAUAGCUUUAAUAUUACAUAAUGAACAACUAAGUACUGUUCCUGAAGCACUUAAUUUAAAUAAAGUGUUUGGUAAGCAAUCGUUUAAAGCAAAUACAAAAAAUAGAUUAGCAUUAAAAAUUUUAAAUGGUUUAAUAAAACAUAAUUCAGCCAUGCCCAAAAAUUUUACUCUCCAAUUCCCAUUAGAUACCAAGAUAAUUACUUAUGACCCUUUAAAUGAAUUAGAUAUUCACUACAAAUUAAUUCCAUCAGUACAAAAUAUUUUGUGUGCUAAAUUAAAUAGGGGAGAUGGUAAAAAUACCAUAAAUGUAUUCAAACAAAAAAUAGUUAUGAAAUAUGAUGAAAAAAAGAUUCUAGAACCUUUUAGUUUAGGAUCAUUACUAAAAGAAAAUAUUGUUUUAUCAUCUAACAGUGUAGGAAUAACCCAAGUUAAAAAACAAUUAAAAAGAAAAAUGCCUUUACCACCUAUGCUUAAUGCAAAAAAUAGAAAAAUUGUUGAUUCAUCAUUAAAAAAUAAAUCCAAAAAUCAAGCUACAAUAAUAAAUAAAACUGAUGAUAAUACAGUUUUCAAAAUACCAAUGCUCCCUAUUACUAAUAAAAGCAACUCUAAAGUAACUGCUGUUACCGUCCAAAUGCAAGAACAUAAAACAGUAAGUACUGCACAACUCAAUUCAAAAGUAAAUGAUUUUAGAUCGGUACCUAGUACAUCAAGUCAUACAAUAUCAGAUAUUAAUCUAUUAAAAGUAAAUACAAAUGAAUUAAAUGAAGAACCUAAUAUAUCUGAUCCAUCAAUCAUAAAUAUUACGUCGUUAAAUACAAAUGCAAAUGAAAUUAGACAAAAACCUCUAAUGAAGUGUUCACCAUUCAACAAAGUAGACAACAUUUUAUUAACUGAGUUGGAGCAAAAUGCUAAAUUUUUAGCUUCAAGUAUAAGUAUGGAUUCCACUGAUGUUUUACCUUCAGUAGAAGCUAAUAGUGAGCUAAUUGACCCGAUUGUGAAGAAUUUCAAAAAUUCUAUUAGUCAAAACAAAUCUAUGGUACGAGGAACUCUUGUUGAUGAUCCUAUUGUAAGGGAUUAUAUACAACGUACUCAAUUUAAAACAAUUGAAACAAAACGUAAAUUUAAACUGCCAGAAAGUAUGAUGUCUUUACCUGAUGAGGUUCUUGACCUUGUACCAGAUAAUCAAAGAGAAAUCAAGUAUGUUAUUGACUUUUAUCAUGCUAUGGCUACAGUUAUUGUCAAAGUACUAGACUUGUAUGUGAAAAAGAGUUGCAAACAAGGGCGUAUAAAAAAUGAUGAUGAUUUCAAAUAUUUAGCUAAAAAGCUCAAUUCAAAUAUUUUAUUCAAAGAACUUCAAGUUAAGAAGGUAGAAGAUUUAAGGAUUAGUGAAAGCGUUAAACAGAAAGUUGAACAGUAUAUUAAAAAAUAUAUGUUGAAGUAUGGAAAAUUGUACAGAAGAAAAAGUACUGAUCAAUGAUCCUGUCAAACAUUUGCAACCAAAUACAAGUUCAUUAUGGAUACUAUUUAUUAAAAUAGUAAUAUUCCAUUUAUUUUUUACAAAUUUUACUUUUAAACUUUCCAAGUCAAUUUUACACUGCCAUUUAUGAAUAAUCAAGAGAAAUAAAUUAUGUUGGCAAAAUUUCAGACUCUGCUAAGACAAAAAUAUGUUAAUUAUAUAUUUAUAUGUUUAAAACUUAAUUGAUACCAUUCAUGUUUAUAAUGUUAUCAAUACAAAAAUUGAUAUUCACGUGUGAAAACUCAAGUAGGCUAUUUUUAAUUUAUUAAGUAUUACUAUUUUUGUAAAUACAUUUUAAUUGAGUACCUUUUAUUAUAUUUACA